GGCCAUGAUACAACAGCAGCUGGUAUGAAUUGGGCCCUGUACUUACUUGGACAUAAUCCUGAAGCCCAGAAGAAGGUUCACAGAGAACUGGAUGAAGUGUUUGGCAGCACUGAGCGUCCUGUUACAAUGGACGAUUUGAAGGAGCUUCGAUACCUUGAGUGUGUUUUGAAAGAAGCCCUUCGGCUCUUUCCUUCAGUUCCGCUGUUUGCCCGUGCCUUGAGAGAGGAUUGCUCUAUUAGAGGGUAUAAAAUACCAAAAGGCACAAAUGUUGUUGUUGUAACUUAUGCCUUGCAUAGAGACCCUGAGAUCUUCCCUGACCCAGAGGAAUUCAAGCCUGAGCGAUUCUUCCCUGAAAAUUGUAAGGGAAGGCACCCAUAUGCUUAUGUGCCCUUCUCAGCUGGUCCCAGGAACUGCAUUGGUCAGCGUUUUGCACAAAUGGAGGAGAAAGCUCUUCUAGCUCUCAUCUUGCGGCGCUUUUGGGUGGACUCAUGUCAAAAGCCGGCAGAGCUUGGUAUAACUGGAGGACUGAUUCUUCGUCCAAAUAAUGGCAUCUGGAUUAAGCUGAAGAGGAGGCAAAAUGCUGGAUCAGAAUGA
This is a messenger RNA of Nestor notabilis (Kea), 594 nucleotides long. RefSeq names its product cytochrome P450 4V2-like. The record is from RefSeq and is a predicted model, not a curated record. Gene Ontology annotation, molecular function: oxidoreductase activity, acting on paired donors, with incorporation or reduction of molecular oxygen; monooxygenase activity; iron ion binding. The annotation marks the transcript as partial. The transcript has 4 exons. NCBI's taxonomy places the organism in Eukaryota, Metazoa, Chordata, Aves, Psittaciformes, Psittacidae.